UUUGAUGCAGGAACAUAAGGUGAUUGAUUAUGAGGAGAAAGUGGCGGAUGGGUUUGAUGAUGCUUAUGUCAUCUCCACUGACUCAAGACUCCAAGGGACAAACUUCAUGUCGAUGGAUUCAGCAGGCCCCAGUUCAUCAAUGGAUAGUACUACUGAUAAAGUAGUUGAUGAUGUUAAUGUUGGUGAUGAGAUUCAAUGGGAAGAUUUGGACAUUGAUGAAUUGAUCGGACAAGGCUCUUAUGGAAAGGUCUAUCAUGCUUCCUGGAAUGGCACGGACGUGGCUGUGAAGGAAUUUUGGGAUCAGGAUGACUUCAGACAAGAAGUGCGAAUAAUGCGUGGACUGCGUCAUCCAAAUGUUGUUCUUUUCAUGGGUGCUGUGGCCCGUCCUCCGUCUAUUAUUAUGGAGUUUCUUCCAAGGGGAAGCUUGGACGGAUAUAUACAUCGUCCUGACUGUCCAAUUGAUGAGGAAUGUAGGAUAAAUAUGGCCCUUGAUGGGGCAAGGGGAAUGAAUUACUUGCACACACGUGUCCCAACAAUAGUUCAUCGAGAUUUGAAAUCAUCAAAUCUUCUCGUCGACCAAAACUGGAAUGUCAAAGUUUGUGAUUUUGGGUCGUCACACCUGAUGUCCGAUACUUCCUUGUCAUCCAAGUCAACCGCUGGAACGCCUGAGUGGAUGGCACCAGAAGUUCUCCGCAAUGAACCGUCGAAUGAAAAAUGUGACGUCUAUAGUUUUGGGGUCAUUCUCUGGGAGCUUGCCACGUUGAGAAAACCCUGGACUGGGAUGAACCAAGUGCAGGUUGCAGAUGCCGUAGGUAUUCAAAAUCGCCGCCUCGAGAUCCCCAGAGAAGUCGAUCCCCUGGUUAGAAAGAUCAUCUCGGAAUGUUGGCAGACGGAUCCAAAUUCGCGGCCCUCUUUUGCACAGCUCAUUGUAUCUCUUGAGUCCGUGCAGCGGCUUGUAAUUCCUUCUUGA
Messenger RNA from Eucalyptus grandis, 970 nucleotides. RefSeq names its product serine/threonine-protein kinase EDR1. The transcript is spliced from 10 exons. NCBI's taxonomy places the organism in Eukaryota, Viridiplantae, Streptophyta, Magnoliopsida, Myrtales, Myrtaceae. The coding region runs from base 5 to 970 and encodes 321 amino acids. The record is from RefSeq and is a predicted model, not a curated record. Gene Ontology annotation, molecular function: protein kinase activity; ATP binding. Gene Ontology annotation, biological process: protein phosphorylation.